AGCAAAAUCGUGUUUGUGAGAACGCAGAAGACAGCGUGCAUAAAAUUCUGUCUUAAAGUUUAAUCACUUGUUAAUCAUAAAUCUUAAAACCCCAUUUGUAAAUGGCGACUCGAUCACUACCUCGUCUCCUCCGCGCCGCCGCCGCCUACCACCGCAUCACCAUCCCCCUCCUCCGUCCCCACCACACCCUCACACUCACCUCUCCGAUCUCCUUCCUCCGCUCCCACCCGACCAAUCUCCCCUCCCUCCACUUCUUCUCCACCGCCCGGCGCGUCCCUACACGCGCUCCCAAAGUCGACAUCGCCGCUCGCGCUCGUCAGAUGCAGACGCGCCGCCUCUGGACCUACGCGCUCACCUUCAGCUGCAUAGCAGGAUUCAUAGUCAUAGUCCUCAACCAAUUCCAAGACCAAUUAGUCUUUUACAUCACACCAGAAGAAGCAAUCAACAAGUACUCAGCCGAUCCUUCGAAAUCGAAGUUUCGACUCGGCGGACUGGUGCUCGAAGGGAGCGUUAAUCAGCCUGCCUCAUCCUCCGAAAUGGAGUUUGUUAUAACCGAUUUACGGAAAGAUAUAUUAGUCCGGUACCAAGGCUCGUUGCCUGAUUUGUUUCGAGAAGGUCACUCCGUUGUUGUGGAAGGAUUUGUUAAGCCGUUUACCGAGGAAAUUAGGGAGUGUAAGGAGGCGAAGAGUGUUACGAUGAAAGCUAGGGCGUGGGAUUGUUAUUUCUCAGCGACUGAGGUUUUGGCGAAGCACGAUGAGAAGUAUAUGCCUGCGGAAGUUGCCAAUGCGUUGGAGAGGAAUAAGAAGAUUAUUGCAGAAGAGGCCAAGGCAGCUGAGGAAAAGGCAGCUGCCGUGACUGGGUAGUUUUUUUAUGAAUUUUGACUGAUGUUAUCGAUUUUGAGGAUCAUAGAUAUAUAUUGCUAAUUGAUUAAUUAAUCAUUGUUGUGAUGAGAUAUGGAUUAUAGUUAUAUUGUUUGCGGUUUGGCAAUCAUAGGGAAUUUUUACGAAUAAAUGUCGAAAAUUUUGGGGUUUCAGUUAUAUAUGUUCAUGCUGGAUCAAAUUCUUGAUUGUAAGAAGUUUUAUCUAGUUGGCUAAUGCACGGCUUUGCAAAAUUAUUAAUCUAAAUGUCAUAGUUUUUGGAGUUCA
Messenger RNA from Daucus carota subsp. sativus, 1145 nucleotides. Its product is annotated as cytochrome c-type biogenesis protein CcmE homolog, mitochondrial. Gene Ontology annotation, molecular function: heme binding. NCBI's taxonomy places the organism in Eukaryota, Viridiplantae, Streptophyta, Magnoliopsida, Apiales, Apiaceae. Gene Ontology annotation, biological process: cytochrome complex assembly; protein-heme linkage. The transcript has a single exon. Gene Ontology annotation, cellular component: plasma membrane. The coding region runs from base 102 to 863 and encodes 253 amino acids. The record is from RefSeq and is a predicted model, not a curated record.